Pungitius pungitius (ninespine stickleback) is the source of this 2118-nucleotide messenger RNA. Its product is annotated as E3 ubiquitin-protein ligase TRIM21-like. The transcript is spliced from 3 exons. Bases 237 to 1919 code for a protein of 560 amino acids. Gene Ontology annotation, molecular function: protein binding; zinc ion binding. The record is from RefSeq and is a predicted model, not a curated record. NCBI's taxonomy places the organism in Eukaryota, Metazoa, Chordata, Actinopteri, Perciformes, Gasterosteidae.
AAUCCAAGGGAGGAAACAAACUUCACCAGCAGAUGACACUCCAGUAAGAGGCGGAGCUACACGGAGGGGCGGAGCUUCCACGUCACUCUCCAGAAACGAAAGGUAAGUUGGUCAGAGAGGCAGACGCGCUGCAGUGAAGACAAGUCUCCGUGUUUCUGAGAGAAAAGUCAAAGUGACGUCAUCAGGUGUUCCUCAGCAACACAGCAGAGUCUCUUGAGAACACAGGAACCUGCUGUAUGGAAGUAAAUCUGUGCCAUCGGGGGUUGAAAGAAAAAGACAUGGCUUCUGCAAACUAUGGUUCAUCUGAAGUUCAGUUCCUGUGCUCCAUCUGUCUGGAUGUGUUCACUGAUCCAGUCACCACACCAUGUGGACACAACUUCUGCAUGAACUGCAUCAAUGAACACUGGAACACCAGCGACCAGAACCUGUGUCCAAUGUGUAAGGAGGACUUCACCACCAGACCUGUUUUGAGGGUCAACACCAUGUUCUCUGAGAUGGUUGUUCAGUUCAGACAGUCCAGUCAGCAGAAAGCCAGCAGCAGCAGCUCAGAGCAACAAGAGUCCAAACCAGGAGAAGUUCCCUGUGAUGUCUGCACUGGAACCAAAGUGAAGGCCCUCAAGUCCUGCCUGGUGUGUCUGGCCUCCUACUGUGAGACUCACCUGGAGCCUCAUCUGACAGCUUCACGCCUGAAGAGACAUCAGCUGAUGGAUCCUGUGGAGAACCUGGAAGGCAGGAUGUGCACGAAGCACGAUAAACCUCUGGAGCUGUUCUGUAAGAGCGACCAGACGUGUGUCUGCAUGCUCUGCACUGUUUUAGACCACAAGAACCAUGUGUAUGUUCCUCUGAAAGAAGAAUAUGAAGAAAAGAAGGUCCAGUUGAAGAAGACAGAGGCUGAAAGCCAGAAGAUGAUUCAGGAGAGAAGACUGAAGAUCCAGGAGAUCAAGCACUCGGUGGACCUCAGUGAGGAAGAUGCAGGCAGAGAGAAAGCAGAAGGUGUUCAGGUCUUCACUGAUCUGAUGGAGUUUGUUGGAAGAGGCUUGAAGGAGCUCCUCAAAACAAUAGAAGAGAAGCAGGAAACCACAAAGAAACAGGCUGAAGCUUUCAUCAGAGAGCUGGACCAGGAAAUCUCUGAGCUGAUGAAGAGGAGCGCUGAGGUGGAGCAGCUCUCUCUCUCUGAAGACCACCUCCAUAUUCUCCAGUCCUUAAACAUCCAUCAGCCACCACCCACCAAGGACUGGACAGAGGUCCGUGUUUGUCCUCCAUCAUAUGAGGGGACUGUGGUGAGAGCUGUGUCUCAGCUGGAGGAGACACUCAGUGAAAAGAUGAAGAAGUGGUUUGCUGAAGCUGAGCUGAAGAAGGUCCAGAUGUUUGCAGUGGAUGUGACUCUUGAUCCUGAAACAGCUCAUCCUCAACUCAUCCUGUCUGAUGAUGGGAAACAAGUGAAACACGGUAAUGUGAGGAAGAAUCUCCCAAACAACCCAGAGAGAUUUUCUAAUUGGUCCUUCGUUUUAACAAAGCAGAGUUUCUCUUCAGGCAGAUUCUACUUUGAGGUUCAGGUUGAAGGAAAGACUCGGUGGUCUUUAGGAGUGAUCAGAGAGUCUGUCGACAGGAAGGGAUUCACCUUAUGGAGGCCUCAGAAAGGUUACUGGAUCAUACGUUUGAUUAAUGGAAAUAAAUACUAUGCUCUUCAUGAUCCUCCAAUUGUUCGCUCUCUGAAGUCUGGUCUUCAGAAGGUGGGGGUGUUUGUGGACUAUGAGGAGGGUGUGGUCUCCUUCUAUGACGUAAAAGCUGCAGCUCUCAUCGGCUCCUUCACUGGCUGCUCCUUCACUGAGAAACUCUUCCCGUACUUCUGUCCUGAUUUUAAUACCGAUGGUACAAACUCUGCUCCUCUGAUCAUCUCUCCUGUCGCAGUAAACUAAUCAUUCUCUGAUUUCAUGUGAUUUUUAUUUUGACUAAAUAUCCAAAGAUAAAGUUUGACUUUCAGUAAAUUGGCAAAACAAAUUAUAUCUAAUGUGCAGCCACUGAAAACAUAUUGAAUAUUUUCAAAAAUGCCUCUUACUUUUCCAUCAUGUUCACAGGAUACACUUCGUUUUAUUAUUAUAUUGCAUGAAAGAUCAA